Molecule: messenger RNA, 1807 nt
Organism: Molossus molossus (Pallas's mastiff bat)
Lineage: Eukaryota; Metazoa; Chordata; Mammalia; Chiroptera; Molossidae
Gene: NUSAP1
Product: nucleolar and spindle associated protein 1
Exons: 12
Coding region: 16-1407 (463 amino acids)
Biological process (GO): establishment of mitotic spindle localization; mitotic chromosome condensation; mitotic cytokinesis
Cellular component (GO): nucleolus; mitotic spindle; microtubule
Molecular function (GO): microtubule binding
Source: RefSeq, a predicted model, not a curated record
GAAUUGCAGAUCGUGAUGACCGUCCCUUCCCUGGAGGAGCUGGACUCCUUCAAGUACAGUGACCUGCAGAACUUGGCCAAGAGUCUGGGCCUUCGGGCUAACUUGAGGGCAGACAAGUUGCUAAAAGCCUUGAAAGCCCACCUGAAACAGGAAACAAGAAAAGAAAAUGGAAAUCAGGAUGAAAGUCAAACUUCUGCAUCCUCUUGUGAUGAGACCGAGAUACAGAUUAGCAGCCAGGGACUCACCGUGAGGGAACUGGCUGGCCAUGUCACCAAAACAAGGAGAAGGCGCAGGACUGUCCACAGGAAUCCUAAUGCCCAGAUAAAUGGAAGUGCGCAAACUGAAAAUAAGCCGCCACCUGUGCUAGAAUUGCAGGAUCAUUCAGAGAUAAAAACAAAUAAUCUGACUGAGGUCCAGAAUGAAGAAAAGCUGAAAGACCAGGUUCUCAGAACUGCUGCUGAAGUUCCUUCUCCACUAGAUGAGAGCCAAGGAGACCAGAAUGCAGUGUCCUCGGGAAACAGUGGAAUAAAUGGUAAUGAAGAUUCAAAGGUACCUUCGGGAAGAAAGAAGUCUGUCUACACAGAUGGGUUUUCCAAAUCUGGAAAAAAUAAAAGAAUUGCAAGCACUACUCCAAACUUCAAGAAGCUUCAUGAAGCCCGUUUUAAGGAAAUGGAGUCCAUUGAUCAAUAUAUUGAGAGAAAAAAGAAACAUUUUGAACAACACAACUUGUUUAAAGAACUGAAGCAGACCAUCACUAAGGAAGUGGUGGCAACUCCAGGUGGUCUCCAAGGAAGACUCUCUACAGCUUGUACUCCUGCAAGCCAGCGGCGCUCCCAAGGCCGGGCCCAGGGCACUGCAGAUCAGAGCACCUUAUGUGUGAAGGGGUCAGUCAAGCAUUCCACUUUCUCGGCAACUAAAAUGAAUGUCAGGUUUUCGGCUGCUACUAAAGAUAAUGAAUACAAGCGGUCACUGACCAAGACUCCAGCCAGAAAGUCUCCACAUGUGUCCAUAUCUGGGAAUACCCCAAAAGGCCAGCCUGUGCUUGGGACAAACAAGUUAAAGACUACAAAGAGGGAUUCUGCUACGGUUAUUACCCCAUUCAAGUUGACAUCUGAAGCAGUACAGACUCCGGUCUCCAACAGGAGACCAGUGUUUGAUCUCAAAGCAAGUUUGUCUCGUCCCCUCAACUAUGAGCCACACAAAGGAAAACUGAAACCAUGGGGACAAUCUAAAGAAAAUAAAUCUCUGAAUGAGCAUGUAAGCAGAGUUAGCUUCCAUAAGAAAACUUACAAACAACCUCGUCUCCAGACCAGGGAGGAGAAACGGAAGAAACAUGAGCAAGAACGAAAGGAGAAGAAAGCAAAGGUCUUGGGAACUCGAAGGGGCCUCAUUAUGGCUGCAGAUUAAUAGUUUAACAUCGGGCCUUCAAGAGCAUAUGCCACAAGCUUUCACAGAAAUUGAACAGUAAUAACUUAUGAAUAGGGUAUGCUGGAAAACCCCCUCUUCAUUCUCCAGAGAAUCUAGUCAUUGUAAUGAAACUAUGGGCUGUAUGGGUUGGUUAUGGCAUCCAUAUUUUAUCCAUGUGAAGUGGUAUUUUUCAGAUUGAUGCACCUUCAGAUCACUUCAUGUAAUUGCUCUCUCAACAUAGGCUUAAAAAAAAAACAAAAAACAAACUCGAUAGCUCAUUCUAACCUCGCUUAUUUAACAACAUACAGAACCAUAUUGAAAUUUGAGGACUGCGUUUUGGCUCAGCAGUUCGAGCGUCAGCCUGCGGACUAGAGAGUCCUGGGUUCGGUUCCCGUAGGGG